AUGUCUUACGACGGUAUCAAAAGCGAAAGCUUCCCCCAGCAGGGUGCUGAUGGCAGGACCACCCUCUGGAUGGGUGAUCUCGAGCCCUGGAUCAAUGAGAAUUUCAUCCGCAACCUCUGGUCCCAGAUGGGCGAGCAGGUCAACGUCAACAUGAUCCUUGACACUUCAUCUGGAAGCAAUGCUGGAUACUGCUUCGUUGAAUUCACUUCCCCUGCCGCCGCUACCAAGGCCCUUUCUUUGAACGGCACCCCCAUGCCCUUCACCAACCGUGUCUUCAAGCUCAACCGGGCUCAGGGCGACUCCGAGUACUCCAUCUUCGUUGGUAAUCUUGGCCCUGAGGUUACCGAAUUCGCCCUCGUCUCUCUCUUCUAUAGCCGCUUCCCCUCUUUCAAGUCCGCCAAGAUCAUGACCGACCCCAUCACCGGCCGGUCUCUUUGCUACGGCUUCGUCCGUUUCUCCCAUGAGAGCGACCAGCAGCGUGCUCUUACGGAGAUGCAGGGUGUCCACUGCCGUACCCGCCCCAUGCGCAUCUCCAUCGCUACUCCCAGGAAGAGGGGUCCCGGUGUUGCCGACAACGCUGGUCCUGGUAUGGAUAUGCCCGGCCCCGCUGGCAUGUACCCUCCCAUGGCCGGCCCUCCCAUACUCUUCCCCGGUGUUCCCCAGCCUAUGAACCAGUUCACUGACCCCAACAACACCACUGUCUUUGUUGGUGGCCUGUCCGGCUACGUCACCGAGGAUGAGCUCCGCUCUUCCUUUCAGGGCUUCGGAGAAAUCACCCACGUCAAUAUUCUCCCUGGAAGGGGCUGCGGUUUCGUUCACUUCGUUCAGCGCCGCGCCGCCGAGAUGGCCAUCAACCAGAUGCAGGGCUACCCCAUCGGUAACUCCCCUGGCUCCAGCUCUAUCUAG
Messenger RNA from Penicillium bovifimosum, 906 nucleotides. RefSeq lists its product as uncharacterized. Lineage: Eukaryota; Fungi; Ascomycota; Eurotiomycetes; Eurotiales; Aspergillaceae. Gene Ontology annotation, cellular component: cytosol. The transcript has 2 exons. The record is from RefSeq and is a predicted model, not a curated record. Gene Ontology annotation, molecular function: mRNA binding. Gene Ontology annotation, biological process: mRNA splice site recognition. The coding region runs from base 1 to 906 and encodes 301 amino acids.